Messenger RNA from Fundulus heteroclitus (mummichog), 552 nucleotides. RefSeq names its product gastrula zinc finger protein XlCGF49.1-like. Lineage: Eukaryota; Metazoa; Chordata; Actinopteri; Cyprinodontiformes; Fundulidae. The transcript has a single exon. The annotation marks the transcript as partial. The record is from RefSeq and is a predicted model, not a curated record. Gene Ontology annotation, biological process: regulation of transcription by RNA polymerase II. Gene Ontology annotation, molecular function: DNA-binding transcription factor activity, RNA polymerase II-specific; RNA polymerase II cis-regulatory region sequence-specific DNA binding. Gene Ontology annotation, cellular component: nucleus.
ACAGGAGUGAAGCCUUUCUGUUGUGAUCUAUGUGGAAAAAGAUUUAGCCAAAAAGGAACUUUAAACACACACAUGAGAAUCCAUACAGGGCAGAAGCCUUUCUGUUGUCAUCUGUGUGGACAAAGAUUUAGCCGAAAAGCACAUUUACAAAAACACACAAGAAUCCAUACAGGACAGAAGCCUUUCUGUUGUGAUCUGUGUGGACAAAGAUUUAGCGACAAAUCUAAUUUAAACCGUCACAUGACAAUCCAUACAGGACAGAAGCCUUUCUGUUGUGAUCUGUGUGGACAAAGAUUUAGCCGAAAAGGAGAUUUAAACAAACACAUGAGAAUCCACACAGGACAGAAGCCUUUCUGUUGUGAUCUGUGUGGACAAAGAUUUAGCCGAAAAGCACAUUUACAAAAACACACAAGAAUCCAUACAGGACAGAAGCCUUUCUGGUGUGAUUUAUGUGGAAAAAGAUUUAGCGACAAAUCAACUUUAAACAGACACAUGAGAAUCCAUACAGGACAGAAGCCUUUCUGUUGUGAUCUGUGUGGACAAAGAUUUAAU